GAUAAACUAUAGUUACUUCCUUGUGGUCAGGUGUAUAUAGCUGCUCCCCUUUCUCCAACAGAACAGAACCUACCAGAGAUUCCUUAUACAUCAGGAGAGUAUCACCAUGACGAUGUUGACCAUAUUUCUGCUUCUCAGCGCUGCCUUUACUCUGGGUGAUGCAAGGGAUCUGAAUGACACAGAGAAUCAAAUUAUUGAGAACCUGAUACGCAACCUGCCAAUCGAGUCUGAGGAGAUGGGAGCGAAGGAGAAAGGAGGACUACAAACCAGGAGUUCAUCAUGCCCACCUGGUUGGCACAGAUAUGAGACACACUGCUAUCACUACGUCCCCAUCAUGGCCAAAUGGCCAGAGGCAGAGCAUUACUGUUUGCUAUUGGGAGGUAACCUGGCGUCAGUGCACAGCCUCUCCCAGUAUAACUUCCUUCAGUCAGUCAUCCAAAGUAGUGCCAACGGAGCCCAGCGCACCUGGAUUGGAGCCAACGAUGCCAUCAAGGAGGGUCUUUGGCUGUGGAGCGAUGGGUCCAGGUUUAGCUACCAGAACUGGGGCAAGGGGCAACCUGAUAACUACAUCCUAGUUGCUGGGAACGACAACACGAAUGGCCGUGAGCAUUGUAUGGAGAUGAACUAUGGAGGGGACUUCGGGCAGAAUGAUGCAGCCUGUUGGAUGCAAAUUCCAUUCAUGUGUUCCAGAAAGCUGUAAUAUCGACCGAUUGGGAGAGAAUUCAUGUUCUAACGUUACUCCCCUCAUGUUUAGUGCACUUUGAGAUUUUUGCUGAUUUUAAUGUGAUUCUAUUGCCUUAUCUUGAUGAUUAUUGCUAAUUAUGUAAAGUGACUUUGGGUCUCUUGAAAAGCUCUUAAAAUAACAUUUCUAAAAUGUAUUAUUAUUACAUCUGAGAGGCUCUCAGGCGAUGGGAUUCUUCACUAAAGUCAGUCUGUAAUAUUUGCUAUUGUUCAGUGGUAAUUUUGGCAAAACCCCCCAGAGAAUUCUCAUGGGUGGCUCCAGGGAGGGGGUUGCCUUUGCAGAAGCACCCUCAUGAAACAAUGUAUUAGUAUGUAUAUACAUGUAAACCCUUGAUUUCAAGCACCCCUUUGCAAUGACCGAACCUACCCCUUAGUUAGGCUCUCGGCAUAUGGGAUUAUUUUAACCAAGGAUGGUGUUGGGUGCUAGAUAUUGCUGUAUAUCUGGCCAAAUACACUUACUAUGAAAAAUAUGAUGUUGAAACGGCUGAUUAGAUUAAAAGUAACUCUGGGAGCUAACUGGCCUGUCAGCCUUGUGGGUUUCGAGGACUGUAAUGAGCUCAGCUGCCACAGUCGAGUUCAGAUGCAUUUUACUCCGGGCUGAGGCUAGGCCAGAUCUGGGCUGGAUGGAAGAAUGGAAAAACGCACAUUUGCUACAGGAGUUCCUCAAACACACAAAGCCAACCAGCGUGCCAGACACCCCUCCCUGCAUCCCUGCCGUCAAAUCCACUCGUCCCCCUAAAGAGGCAGCUGAUAUGACUUAAGUGCUCUCCGUCUGGCUGCGUGGUGGAGAGUGGGUUAUGGAGACGAGGGGUGCUCCAUCUCCCUGCCAUGCACUCAGACUGUAGCUGGCUGGAGACAUACCUGUUUACUGCACCGUAAAGUAGGGCAUGGAUGGCAACCAUGCCAUGGGGGAGGGGGAAUAACAAAUGGAAAACGCAUCAUGGUAGUGCAGAAUACUGUACCCUGCAGUGUUUCGUAGCUACAUGGGUUGAUGUUGUGUGUCAUACUCAUGUGGGUGUUGUCUCAAGAGAUGCCUGUAUGUAUGCUUGCAGGUAGAUAGCCUGUAGGUAGAUAGCCUACACACCGUUCACUAGAGAUUUGACUACUACAGUAUGACAUUUCUGCUGAGACAAAAUAUUACAUGCAUGACAGAGUGCAUGCCUGCUUGCACGCAAGUACAUAUAUUGGUAGCCCACAUAGAGUACACUUGAUUAGUCCUGCCCAGGAGAAUCUCCAGAAUUAUACCAAAAUAUUACCUCUGAUGGAGCGUGGAAUUCCACCAGUCACCAGAGGGCGGCAGAGACCGUCCUAGAGACAUUAACGACACUCAGGUGUGUCCAAUUCACUCAUGAUUUCCCUGUUAAAAGAGGUGUGUUUUCUGUUGUCCUUUGCAGAAGCUAGAAUUGUUUACUGUGGUCGGGUCGGUCGGUCGGUCGGUCGGUCGGUCGGUCGGUCGGUCGGUCGGUCGGUCGGUCGGUCGGUCGGUCGCUGAGUGAUUUUUCGAGACUUGUUGUUGUUGGUUCCCCCUACGUGUACUGUGAUCCUGCGGCUACUGUUCCUCAGGAAAGUAUGUUUAUCCUUAACCACUGAUUCCUCAUCUGGUGUCUUCUCUGCACCUGGGUCCAUCCUUAUGUCACAGGAAUACCAGUUGAAACUAGUUUGGUUUACAUUCUGACGUACAGUACCAGUCAAAAGUUUGGACACACCUACUCAUUCAAUGGUUUUUCUUUAUUUUUACUAUUUUCUACAUUGUAUUAUAACUCACCUGCAGUCUUUCAAACAUUGUUCAAUGACAAAGUCAUCAAAACUAUUAAAUAACACAUGGAAUCAUGUAGUAACCAAAAAAGUGUUAAACAAAUCAAAAUAUAUUUUGUAUUUGAGAUUCUUCAAAGUA
This is a messenger RNA of Oncorhynchus nerka (sockeye salmon), 2635 nucleotides long. Its product is annotated as galactose-specific lectin nattectin-like. The record is from RefSeq and is a predicted model, not a curated record. NCBI's taxonomy places the organism in Eukaryota, Metazoa, Chordata, Actinopteri, Salmoniformes, Salmonidae. Gene Ontology annotation, molecular function: signaling receptor activity. The transcript is spliced from 7 exons. The coding region runs from base 107 to 700 and encodes 197 amino acids.